This is a messenger RNA of Zingiber officinale, 568 nucleotides long. Its product is annotated as auxin-responsive protein SAUR64-like. Bases 61 to 480 code for a protein of 139 amino acids. Gene Ontology annotation, biological process: response to auxin. The transcript has a single exon. NCBI's taxonomy places the organism in Eukaryota, Viridiplantae, Streptophyta, Magnoliopsida, Zingiberales, Zingiberaceae. The record is from RefSeq and is a predicted model, not a curated record.
UCAGCAACGUUUAGUGAGUUUUGUAGAGAAGGCAAUUGCCCCCUGUUCAAUCAAUUAGGCAUGUUGAGUCCCAAGAGACUUGUUGAGAAGGCCAAGAAGAGGCUCCCCAUGGCCUUGAUGAGAGCCAACAGCAGUUCCAAUUCCUGUCAUGGCACUGCAGUGGUUGCUGAAAAGGGCCAUUUUGUGGUGUACACUGUGGAUGACACGAGGUUCAUGCUGCCUCUGGCAUUCUUGAAGAGAAAGAUUGUCCAAGAGCUGCUCAAGUUCUCCGAAGAAGAGUUUGGACUGCCCGGCGAUGGCCCGAUAAAAUUGGCAUGUACUGGAGUUUUCAUUGAGUUCAUCCUCUCCUUCCUCCAUAGGCAUGCGCCCGGAGAUGUGGAGAAGGCCUUGCUUGCUUCCAUUGAUGCCAACCGAUGCUCAGCUUCUUUGUUGAAUCAUCUUGGAAAAGAUCAGCAUUAUCAUUCAGUAGCAUUGACAUAGAUACCGGAUCUUCUAUUAUUUUUUUCCGAAGCUAAAUAUGUUAAUACACUUAGUUUAAGUAUGUUUUAGUUGUUUUUUUUUUAUCAAA